Messenger RNA from Rotaria socialis, 561 nucleotides. The record is from the annotation of a GenBank genome assembly. Lineage: Eukaryota; Metazoa; Rotifera; Eurotatoria; Philodinida; Philodinidae.
AUGAUAAUUCAUCAUUUAAUUCUCACCUUAGUGCUACAAUGGCUCAAGAAAUUAUUAGAUCACCUACUUAUUUUCGGGGGCGCAACUGAGGAUGUUUUUGAUUGGUUGGAGAAAUUGGAACAGCGAUUCAAGAUGGCGAGUUGGUCUGAUGAACAUAAAUUAAAAUAUAUUUCAAUACAUUUACAAGAUGAUGCGCAUCAAUGGUGGAUUCAAGCGUCAAAAAGAAUUCCGACCUGGUCAGAAUUUGUGAAGGAAAUUAAACAGGCAUUUGAACAAUUACGCUGGUAUAAACAAUCAAUUAAUCAAACGAUUACUCAGUAUUAUGAUAAAAUCAUAGAAUUAUGUACGAGAAUUGAUCCUGAUGUGCCUGAUUUGUUGAAAUUACAAUAUCUUAUUGCGGGACGAAAUGUUCAUUUUCUCCAUAUUAAACGAAAUGAUGCUGAAUUAAUUGUUGGAGUUAAAAAUGCUUUACUAGGUGAUGAAUAUCAACACCGUUUACCUUUGGAUAUGUUUAAUCGUCAUCAAUUCAUGUGUUAUUGUAAUAAACGUGUAUGCCGGUGA